AUGACUGUUCCUGAGAAAGCCUUCCACUCCAUUUUUGUGCAACAGCUGCUGCUGAGCAGCCAUUUGACUGCAACCAAAGGAUACAUUCAAGUCCCCACUCUUGACACUUCAUCUUUGGUGAAGCAUGGUGUUGUUGGUGCUCUUGGACUUUGUGCUGCUGCACUCUCCCAUGGCUUGAACCUCAUUAGAUCUGGUGAUGUUGAGCUCAAGUCCCAUGUCAACAUCAAAGAUGGUAUUGCCAAUGUGGCAAUGAGGUUUGUGCCAACCCCCAUCAAAUACAACAUGGCUUCAGGGAAGGAUAGCAAGACUGUGUGCACAUUUUCAGACCAGAAUUGGGGAGCUUCAAUGAGGAAGUUUAUGGGGGCCACCAAAAGAAGAUCUAUUGCUCAGCUUCAAGCCAUCAUAGAGCUCACCCUUGCUUCACUUGCAAUAGGGAAAGAACUUGACCCCAAGCUGUUGAGUGAUGCAGGAUCUGAUGACAAGUAUGCACUUAUCUCAUGUGCUUAG
This is a messenger RNA of Pisolithus orientalis, 507 nucleotides long. RefSeq lists its product as uncharacterized. The transcript has 3 exons. Lineage: Eukaryota; Fungi; Basidiomycota; Agaricomycetes; Boletales; Pisolithaceae. The record is from RefSeq and is a predicted model, not a curated record. The coding region runs from base 1 to 507 and encodes 168 amino acids.